UCACGAAUGUGUUGCACAACAUUCUUCUGAAAAAAUCAAGAAUGGAUGGAAGAUUUCAAUUUGUGUGAAAUAUUUUAAUAUAAUGCUGGGAUAGAGAUGCAUAUUAAUUUGGUAAUCUUGAUUACCAGUAUUCUAUUGAGGCUUGCAUCUUGCUUGGACAAUGUGUCGGAACGGCUGACUUUAAAGCCUCUUACCAACGGAGAUUGGUUUUUAGCACUUGACGUAUCGGUUAUUUCCCGAGAUGUUGUAGAAUUAUUUGAGAAUCCGGAGGACCCAUACUUUAUUAUGGAUGUUAUGCCCAUCGAUAUCGCUAAAUUGUAUUUAAAGACUAAAUCGCAUUGGUUUGAAGCGAAUUUAUCUUUCGGAGAAUGGAAAGAUUCUAUUUGGGGGCAUAAACCUGAGAUAUUGAUUUCAAACGGGCUUUCUUUGAUGGCUUCUUGGCCAAGUUUGGAUAAGAACGUUGUUAGUGAGCAUUUCAAAUCACUGUGUUAUGGCCUUUGGGGUGUUACUGGUUCUAUGUUUAGUAACCUUGUAAAUGAGGAAUCAUACAUUCAUGACAUCACAGAGUUGUAUGAGAAUGACUAUAAUGACGAUUCUUUACCGAAUUCCACGGUUUUACUAUCAUCGGACUUUGAAGAAAGAGCUUGCCUGGAUACAGUUUAUAAACUGAGGAUGCUCUUACCCUGUUUGUGUACAAAUGGGUUAGUGAGUUUGCUUGGGGAUGAACGAAUGUUUGUACGCUCAUCUUACAGAGGAGUUAAAUUAAGGGUGGAAAUGCUGGAGAACGAUCUUCAUUUUAGAACUCUUGUACAAUUUACUGUUUCACAAUCUAUGUUACCUUCCUCUUUUAGUGGGUUUUUUCCAGAGGGGAAACUCCCGUCUAGAUGCCUUAGUGUUUCUGAGUCCUGGGUUAAAUUUGUGUAUCCAGACUCUUACGAAUUCAAAAAGUACAGUGAACUCACUUUAAUUUAUCCCGAAGACUCAGUUAACAAUAAAUACUCAGAAUUGUUAGCUAAGUUCAGUAAGGGCUACGAGGUUGCAGAGGAUAAUUCGGAGGUUAUUUUCGAGGUUUCAGAACUCGAUAGCAAAUAUCUGCGUGUUUUGAAGCGUGUUCAGUCUUCAUUACUCAUUAGGGUCGAGAAUUUAUCUGACCUAACGAAGAAGCUUUGCAUUCACCAACCACUUCCAUACUGGCUAAAACCUCUUCUACAUUCAAUAAGUGUAGCAGUUGAAGGCCUAACAGACAAUUAUGUACAUUAUAAAUGUAGUUCAGCAAACUGUUUCUCUCGAAACGCACAGUCUAGUCGUAAUUUUAAUAUAUUUCUGGAUAUUUUUGAACAUUUAUUACCCGCCAAAUAUCACAAGCACUUAGUUAAAUUUUUUGAUUAUUUAAAUCCCGUUCCUAAAUUGCCAUUAUCUGAUAGUGAUCCCCUGAUGAUAUACGAUCUUGGGAGAUAUUGGAACAAUUUCGGCAUUUAUUUAUCACUUGAGCCUAAAACUGUAGCAUACAUAUCUGUUGAGUUAUCGAAGGAUAACAUCACCUAUGAGGAUAUUCAUCUAUCCGCACACAGAGGACAGCUUGUCCCUUCAGGAAUAAUUCUGGAUUUAGACAAAUUGAGAAGAUGUACUGGUUUCGACCCGUCUAACCUUGAUUUGGCCGACUUCAGGAGACUAUCCAGCUUCAGUUGUCCCGAUUUUUACUAUUUCAUGACUUCGUUCUUUUCUCACAUUGUGUUACCUGAUAACACUAUGGUAUUCAACGUCAUGGCGUGUGUGGGAGUUGUCUCAGCUCUGAUGUUCGGGUUCGUCUUCAGCACACUCACCAGGGAUUGGGACAAGAUUUACAAGAAUUUUUAAUGUACUUUAAUUUGUUAUAUGUGUA
Theileria parva strain Muguga is the source of this 1882-nucleotide messenger RNA. RefSeq names its product GPI transamidase subunit Gpi16. Gene Ontology annotation, cellular component: GPI-anchor transamidase complex. Lineage: Eukaryota; Apicomplexa; Aconoidasida; Piroplasmida; Theileriidae. The coding region runs from base 97 to 1857 and encodes 586 amino acids. The record is from RefSeq and is a predicted model, not a curated record. The transcript is spliced from 2 exons. Gene Ontology annotation, biological process: attachment of GPI anchor to protein.